This is a messenger RNA of Coprinopsis cinerea okayama7#130, 1185 nucleotides long. RefSeq lists its product as hypothetical. Lineage: Eukaryota; Fungi; Basidiomycota; Agaricomycetes; Agaricales; Psathyrellaceae. The record is from RefSeq and is a predicted model, not a curated record. The transcript is spliced from 3 exons. Bases 1 to 1128 code for a protein of 375 amino acids.
AUGCCUCCCAAUGCUGGUCCCGUACGACUCUUUGGCCUCCUGGUUUCUGGAAUCUCGCUGCUGUUGGCUAGACGUUGCCGCGGUUUGCCUCAGGAUCUCGGUCCUUACAAACAACGGCACGGACAUGAUGAAGACGAGGACAGUGACGAGAAUAAAGACGACGACCACGGGGGAAGACCUGCUCUAACUUCACCUCCCUUGGCAGGCCAGGUUGCUCUCUCCGAUACAACCACGAUAACGUUCUACUCUCACUCUCACACGCCCACAAUGCGAGUUCCUGCGGGAUCGACUUCAUGGAUUAGGCAGCUUCCUUCCCCGGUCUGGCCAGAAGCAAACUCUGAAGAGUCCCUCAUCGCUUCCCGUGCCCAAGCUCAUCAGGAUGCCCUAGCAGGUCUCGGAAAGGGCGGUAUCGUCGGGGCGUCUCUUGGAGGCGUGAUCAUCCUCGCCUUAAUCAUUAUGCUCAUAACCGCAUGCCUCAGGAAAAGGCGCAAAGCACGGAGACAGCCACGAAGGUCGACGACAAUCACGACCUUCCUUCGAAACAGCACCGUUAAGCCGUCUCAGCGGCGCCAAAGUCGACAGUCUGGAUCCACCUUUCCGGACUCCGACCUGGGCUUCGGCACUAGCACUCCAUACCACGGUGACAACUUCGCAACCUCGCAUCAGCAACGGGGACAGUCGGGCUCGGGUAUUAGCAACUUGGAUGGCAGUGGCGUCGCGACAGCAGCGCCCCUGACAGGGGCGGGUGAUGGAAGAGGGCCCGUUCAACUUCACACCUCUCACGAAAGCGACGAAUCGUCUCUUCCCAGCCCCCUCUACCCGCCUCCAGGUCUUAGCAACCUUGGCCACCACUCCUACUCCGAUUCGGGUCACAAAGAUUCACCUUUCCCUGAAGCACAUGUUGCUGUUCUUGACGGACUUGACCCUGAACGCCAAUCGACCCUGAGCUCGGAAGGAACUCAUGGCCCCAAGCGAGACGUAAAGGAGACAGAAGAGGAUCCUGGGGAUGACGAGGAACCUGAGGGAAGGGGUGCACGUACAGACCUUCCAGAUAUCGUAGUAACUCGGGCCAGUGUCACGGGUAGCAUCGACUCUCGUCGUGAGCCUCCUCCGUAUAGUUUCACGUAAUGUUCGAACUUGGUGUAUACCCCAAAUUACUUACCUUGACGUCAAUGGCGAAUUCCC